Archocentrus centrarchus (flier cichlid) is the source of this 5331-nucleotide messenger RNA. It is a transcript of the gene ctdp1, whose product is annotated as CTD (carboxy-terminal domain, RNA polymerase II, polypeptide A) phosphatase, subunit 1. Gene Ontology annotation, cellular component: nucleus. The transcript has 13 exons. The coding region runs from base 197 to 3196 and encodes 999 amino acids. Gene Ontology annotation, molecular function: RNA polymerase II CTD heptapeptide repeat phosphatase activity. Lineage: Eukaryota; Metazoa; Chordata; Actinopteri; Cichliformes; Cichlidae. The record is from RefSeq and is a predicted model, not a curated record.
UGUUUACGGGCGGGAAGAGCGAACGUAGCUGACUGUGGGGUUGCUGUGUUUAAACCCGCAGCACUUUUGUUUUAAUUCCCCCUCCACGCUGAUGCUCUGCGCGCUUUAAUGAUACACGGGGCGUUGAGAGGUCGAGUGGAUAUCCUUUAAGUUGACCGCAGCCGAAAAGUAAGGAGAUUUGGAGAGUGUGGGGCAGAUGGAGGAUCCUCCUGCGGAUUCUGGCGGCGGUGGUGCAGCUGCAGAGGGCCCCGCGGUGCAGGUGGCGGAUAUCUGCUGGCCAGCCGGGGCUCUCCCUGUACGGCUUAUAGAGUGGAAAGUCAAAGCAGGCUCUCUUGUUAACGUGGACUCUGUGCUAGCAGUGUGCGCUCCUGUACUCCAGGAGAAAGGGGCUGAUGUUGCCAGGCUGCCGGAGAGGAAGGUGAAAUCGGACCGAGCUGGAAUAGUGAAGGAGCUGUGCAUUCAGCUCGGACAAGUCAUAUCUCCCGGGGGUGUCAUCCUCAAAAUAGAAGAAUGCAGCCAUCCCAUAGUCAUGAAAGGUUUAUGUGCCGAAUGUGGUCAAGAUCUGACUCAGCUCCAGAGCACAAAUGGGAACCAGCAAACUCCCAUCUCCACAGCAACAGUCUCCAUGGUGCAUAGUGUCCCCGAGCUGAUGGUGAGCUCUGAGCAAGCAGAACAGCUGGGCAGAGAAGACCAGCAGAGACUCCACCGGAACAAAAAGCUGGUCCUCAUGGUGGAUCUGGACCAGACGCUGAUUCACACCACUGAACAGCACUGCCAGCGUAUGUCCAACAAGGGAAUUUUCCAUUUCCAGCUCGGCCGAGGAGAGCCUAUGCUUCACACGCGACUCCGUCCACACUGCAAGGAGUUCUUGGAGAAAAUCGCCAAACUCUACGAGCUGCACGUCUUCACAUUUGGGAGCCGCCUUUAUGCACACACCAUUGCUGGUUUCCUGGAUCCUGAAAAGAAGCUUUUCUCUCAUCGAAUCCUUUCUAGAGACGAAUGCAUCGAUCCAUUCUCAAAGACAGGGAAUCUUAGGAACCUUUUCCCUUGUGGAGAUUCGAUGGUCUGUAUCAUCGACGACCGAGAGGAUGUGUGGAAGUUCGCACCCAACCUCAUCACUGUGAAGAAAUACAUUUACUUCCAGGGCACAGGAGACAUUAAUGCUCCCCCAGGAUCGCGGGAAGCUCAAAUGGCCAGGAAAGGAGGCUCCUCAAGUCGGCCAGCAGAGAGCACAGAACAAAUAGGGACGCUUGGUGCCGAUGAGCAAAAUAAUGGCCUCAGGAAAAGGGCGAAGGAUAAUAAUGUUUCUGGAAAGCAAGAGUCCACAACACCUCAGUCUUCUCAGAGCGUACCAGCAAAUGAACGGACACACCCAACAGUGAAUGAGGAGGCGGAAUCAGGACAAAGUAAAGGGUCAGAGACCGAGACAAAGCCUGGGGUAGGAUCCAAGGAAACCCAGGCAGAUGACAGUAUAAAUGUUAAGGAAGAUGAUACAAACAGGACACGAGAGGCACAGGAAGGUGCUAAUUCAUCAGCAUCAAGACCCGAGUCCAAUAACCUAGACUUUGACCUUUCCAGUGACAGUGACAGUGACUCCAUUACAGAAAAGCCUCCCUCAUCAGAGAGCGAUAGUGAAAGUACAUCUGGCCAGACAAAGGAAUCUGGACAAGAAGGAGCCACACAAGAGCACACUUGUGAGGAUGGGGCAAAGGAAGAGGACAGUAAAGGUAGAGGUGAAGGUGAAGGUGAAAGCAGUUCUGACUUAGCAGAACCUUCAGGAGUUCUUCUACCUGACCCUGAGCUCGGAAAUGGUUGCUCAGACAGGAGAGAGCCAGAAACAGAGUCCCAGAAUAGUGAACAAUCUGGGGUUACCAUGGGUGAGGAGCUGCUGGACCAGAGUAUGGAAGAUGAUGAUGAGGAGGAGGAAGAAGAAGCAGAUAAUGACCAGGAUGAUCACCUCAUCUACCUAGAGGAGGUGCUCGAAAGGAUCCAUGCAGAGUAUUACGCCCGCUAUGAGGCAUACUUGAGGAAGGAUGCCUCCGAAAUGCCGGACAUUCGCAAGAUUGUCCCAGAGCUGAAGGGCAAGACACUGGAGGGAACGAUGAUAGUGUUCAGUGGUCUAUACCCCACCAACUACCCCAUGGAGAGGACCCGUGAGUACUACCAUGCUAAAGCGCUGGGGGCCAAGAUUGGCAAGAAUCUGAUUCUUAGUCCCCAAAAUCCCAAUCGGACGACGCACCUCAUCGCAGCAAGAGCUGGUACCGAGAAGGUUCGCCAGGCACAAGGUUGCAAGCACCUCCAUGUUGUCAACCCAGACUGGCUGUGGAGCUGUCUAGAGCGGUGGGAAAGGGUGGAGGAGCAGCUCUAUCCACUGAAGGAAGAUAACUCUAAGACAGCACGGAGCAACAGUCCAGCACUUUUCCCUGACAAUCAGGGCUCCCUACAGAAGCCUAUUUUCCAUCCAGCACCCAUCCAUCCCAGACCUCCACCUGCAGCUCCAGAAGUUCGCACAUAUGACUCCGUCACAGGGAAACUGAUUCGCAGGGGCCCUCAAGUGUCCCGUCCAUCAGCCUACCUCCACACGUCAGGAUCUUUGUUGCUCUCUGAUCCCAGAGAGCAGUCUGAUCUCAGGGGAACCUCACAGAGUCAGCAAGACGAGGCAGCGGGAUCCAGCCAAGAUGACGAGCAGCCGGGACCGUCUCGUCGAAAACGACAGCCAAGCAUGUCAGAAACAAUGCCACUAUACACGCUCUGCAAGGAGGACCUUGACAGCAUGGACAAAGAGGUGGACGACAUCUUAGGCGAGGAGAGCGACAACGAGAGCGAGGGCCGAGGGAAGGAAAAGCCAGGUAACGAGGAGAUGGAGGAUGAAGAGGAGAAGCGGCAACAGCACCAGCAGGCAGGAGCUGGACAGACAGCAGGAAGGAGACUCGAUCCUCAGGCGAUGAGCAUUGAGGAGAGGCUUCAGACUCCAUCCAGUGUGGCCAAUCAAAGUGUCACAAGGGGCCACAAACGUAAGCAUGAUGAAGACAAGGAGGAAGAUGAUGCCGACAGCAACAACGCAGAAGACAAGGAAGAAGGGGAGAACUCUGCAGACGAAUCUUCCAAAGACUCCAAUGAGGAGGAGGAAGGCAGUAACUCAGAGGCAGAUGAGAUGGCUGCUGCCUUGGAGGCAGAGCUCAAUGACUUUAUGUGAUGAGGAAACUUAAGGGGCUCAAAGACAACAAGAGUAAAACCUCAGUCUCCCCAACAAAUGGUACCUAAACAGUUAUUUUUCUGCUUUGGGAUCUGUGUGUAAUUAGGAUGUAUGAGCCAUGAGUCCUGUAAUAAAAAAAGAAAACAAUAAUAACAAAUGUGCUGUACAGAAAUGUGUUGUAUAAAACAAAAACAAAGGUUUAGAUUUUUGUAGCAUUGAUGUAUAGCCUUUUUGGCAACAAAAAAUAACUAAACAAAUGUUAACAUUUUAUUGUAACAUAAACUAUCCGGCAAGUGAAAUUUGAUACUUUUUGUUUUUCUAUUUCGAUUUUUUUUAUAUUGUUGAGAAACAAAUGAGUGAGAUCAUACCGUGUAAAUUUUGCUGAUUGUACAUGCCAAAGAGUUUGAAAUAGGUUUACUAAGGCCUGCAGCUAAAUAUUUUACUCUUGACUUCCAGUUUUAUUUUUUCUUUUGGCCUCUUUGACAGUUUUUUAGUGUCAUAAAUGCAACCAGCGGAUCUAGACGUAUGAAUGUGUUUCCACAGGUCGUUUCCUCCUCCUCAUGGUGUUUGUACAUUUGAUACAUUUGCAACGAUGAGAUCUGAACUGUUGAGUCUUUUGUGCACUCUGACCACAAUAAGGCUCAUUUGUCCUUCGUCAGCCAUCGUAAUUACUGAUGUCUUUGUUUCUUUCACCUAUCUCCCCAUUUACACUGGAGCCAGUCACUUUUCACACCUUUCUUAAUGGGUUAUGUCACAAAAUUGACGCAGAAAAUUCUCAGUUAUCUUACCCAGUUUGGGUUUUUAUCUGACUUGCUUGAGAGAUUCCAUUUGCAGCUCAGCCUUCUGUAAUCUGACGGAAUAACCUGACAUUUUGGGAAAUAUUUUCUGUCGAGAGGUGACCACCAGUAGCUGGCACAAAUACUGGAAAAAAGAGGGAACUGGCUAAGUGACUGAUUUUGAUUAUAAAAUAUUUGUUUUAUUCACCUUUUUAUGCAAAAAAUGCAAAACAUUUGCCAACUUUUGCUUUUUCCAGUGUGAAGAUUUUACUCAUUCUUGUGUAUGAUGUUAAAUUGAAUAUUUGGUCAAAUGUAGUAAGGCAAAAGAAAUAAAAAAAAUAUAUAUAUAUACCUCAGUCUUUUGACAGCCAUUUUUCUGUUUAGAUUUUAUUGACAAAACUGCUGAUCAAUUAAACAUGAGUGUGAUUGUCAGAUUAUCAGUAAUGAAAAUAAAGUUCACCAAUUAACAAAUAAAUCAAGAUUAUGUUUCAUUAAAAUAUACCACAACUUUUUUUUGCAUGUGGUAAUAUGAUGGAUUAUAUAUAUAUUUUGUGUGUGUGUCUAUAUAUUUUUCUCUUAUGUGUGUGUGCUAAGCUGUCUGGCAAACAUGAAAUCCCUAACAUAUUUCCCAAAAUGUGAGCUAUCCAUUUAAAGAAAACUGCAAGUGGUAUAAAAAGCAAAGGAAGUUUGUUACCAUUGCUGUUUCUGUUCAGAUGCCUCCUUUAGUAAACUUUUGUGUAGUAUUGUAGUUGUAGCUAAUUUCAACAUGUCUCAAGUUGUGUAAUUACCAGAUGUGAUGAUCGCAUUGGCUGACUGUGAUGUUCAGGCUAGCGUCUGCAUUUUGUGAACAUUUUCACCUUCAAAACAGUCAGUAGUUAAUUCUAAUAAAGUGAAGAUGACAAUGCCACAACAUGUAACUCGAGACAUACCAGAAUAUGACAAAUACUCUUUAAUCUUUUGCUAAUGGGGGUAUUAGUUAUUUAACAUCACUAAUAACCUGCUGCUGCCCAUGAAACAUUGUUCUGCUGCUACACACCACCUGCACUGUUGAUGUGUUAGACUGUAUUUCUAUGAAUUUGCAGGACAUUCCUGUGCGCUGUUGUCGCAGCUGUGAAUUAGUUUGUUUUUUCGUUUUUAAAGUGGUGAUGAGGCUGUCAUGGCCACAAGGUGCUCGUGUGGAUUCUAUUUGCCGGUGUUUUCUUCAGGUGCAGCGUGUUGCGCUCUUUCAGCCACUAUGCCAAACAACCCGACAGCUAAAUAUUUAGAAAAUUUACCUAAAACUUUUCAGUGAAAUGCGUAUAUAUUUUCACUUAGAUUGUACUUGUGGGAGAACUCUGACAAAAAAAAAAAAAAAAAAAA